Penaeus chinensis is the source of this 2323-nucleotide messenger RNA. Its product is annotated as ATP-binding cassette sub-family F member 3-like. The record is from RefSeq and is a predicted model, not a curated record. Bases 33 to 2135 code for a protein of 700 amino acids. The transcript has 14 exons. Gene Ontology annotation, molecular function: ATP binding; ATP hydrolysis activity. Lineage: Eukaryota; Metazoa; Arthropoda; Malacostraca; Decapoda; Penaeidae.
UGUUCCGGAUCCGUUUCUCCUCCUGUGUAAACAUGGCAGUCCCGAGUCAACUUGUCAGGGAGAAAUUUCCCAACAUUGAUGAGGAAAUUUUCCAAUAUGUCGAAGGUGUUCUCACUAGCACAGAGGACUUUGAAAGUAGUGAGGAUGUUUAUGAUGCCAUUGGAAGCCUCCUAGCAGAUGCUGUUGGAGUGGAAAGGGAGGAUGAAAUAAGGAAAUUAUGUGACCAGGUGAUGUCAACACUGACAGUGUCUAACGGCACGAUAGAACGGAAGAUCUUAGAUGCUCCAGUGCAGCUGGCAGAAAUGGCCGCCAACAUGGAGGUCGAAGAUGAGGUCAUCAAGUCCGUCUGGACAAGAGAACGGGAUGAUACAUUGAAAGUCGACCAAAAGAAACUAGACAAAGCCGAGGCCAAACUAAAAGAAAAGAAGGAAAAGAGAGUAAAUGCGGACAAGAAGGAACAAGCUCCUAUUAUUAUGGAAAUGGCUACAGCAUCACAGGUUGUAAGCAAAAAAGACCGAGCGCUGGACGCCAAAGGUAGCUGUAAUACAAAGGACAUCAGAAUAGAAAGCUUCGAUGUAGCAUUUGGAGAAAAAGUGCUUAUUCAAAAUGCAACAAUUUCUUUAGCCUUCGGAAGACGAUAUGCGUUAGUGGGCAGGAACGGCCUUGGGAAAACUACUCUUUUACGGAUGAUUGCAAGUCGAACUUUGCGCAUUCCUGGGCACAUUUCGGUGUUACACGUCGAGCAAGAAGUGGUUGGUGACGACACCUUAGCAAUAGAGAGUGUACUUGAAUGUGAUACUCAACGUAAGAAUCUCCUAGACAAAGAGAAAGAGCUGCAGACAAGAAUAGCAAAUGGGGACACAGACGACACCUUGUCCUCCCAGCUGUCAGAAGUGUAUGCUGAGCUACAGGCCAUUGAGGCAGACAAGGCCCCAGCCAAGGCCAGUGUCAUCCUGAAUGGUCUGGGUUUCAACCCUGAAAUGCAGACGAGGAAGACGCGGGAGUUCUCUGGUGGUUGGAGAAUGAGGAUUGCGCUGGCCAGAGCACUGUUCACGCAAAUCCGUUUCUGGGUGUUGUUGGAGGACAAGAAUCCGUUUCUGGGUGUUGUUGGAGGACAAGAAUCCGUUUCUGGGUGUUGUUGGAGGACAAGAAUCCGUUUCUGGGUGUUGUUGGAGGACAAGAAUCCGUUUCUGGGUGUUGUUGGAGGACAAGAAUCCGUUUUUUUCUCCAGGGCAAUCGAGAAAACUUUUUCCACGACAAGGGAGGAGAGACACAAGAACAUGCAGAGAGAGUUUGAGGCCCAGUCGCAGUUCCGGCAGCACGUCCAGGAAUUCAUUGACAAGUUCAGAUACAAUGCCAAGCGAGCCUCAUUGGUCCAGUCAAAAAUUAAAAUGCUGGAAAAGCUCCCAGAACUGAAGCCCGUAGAAAAAGAAACAAUUGUAACACUAAGGUUCCCAGAGGCAGAGAAGCUGAAUUCCCCGAUCCUGCAAUUAGACGAAGUCGAGUUUGCUUACAAAAAGGAUGUAGUCAUUUUCAGCAAAGUCAACCUCUCGGCUGCCAUGGACUCGAGAAUAUGUAUUGUUGGUGAAAAUGGUACGGGAAAAACAACGUUGCUUAAGAUUUUACUUGGUGACUUGUCUCCCACAAAGGGACACAGGUUCUGUAAUAGAUCGUUAAGAAUAGGCUACUUCACCCAGCAUCAUGUGGACCAGUUGGACAUGCGAUUAUGUCCUGUCGAACUUCUUCAGAGCAAAUACUCAGGAAAACCAGUUGAGGAGUAUCGCCGUCAGCUCGGUGCUUUUGGCGUUAGUGGAGAUUUGGCUGUGCAGCAACUGGCCAGUCUGUCAGGAGGUCAGAAGUCCAGAGUGGCCUUCUCACUGAUGUGCAUGGGCAAUCCCAACUUCUUCAUUCUUGAUGAGCCGACCAAUCACUUAGAUAUUGAGACGAUCGAAGCUCUGGGGAAGGCAAUACAGAAGUUCAAGGGUGGUGUGGUCCUUGUAUCCCACGACGAGCGACUCAUCCGCAUGGUUUGCACCGAGCUGUGGGUGUGUGGGGAUAAGCAAGUCGUCUGCAUGGAGGGUGGCUUCGACGAGUACAGAGCCCUUGUGGAGAAGGAGAUUCAGGCUACCAUAUAAAGGGUAUUCUAGGCUUCAAGCAAUUUUUACAUAAAGGCCAUUGAUUAUACGCUCGCAGGACAAAGUGGAAGUUUUAAUUUCUUUAUGCAUAAUUUUUUCUUUUUUUUCAUAUAUUUCUUUUCCUCCUCUUAAUGUUUGGUUGCUGUUUUUUUUCUGUUUUUUUUGCAUUUAUUAUUGGUAUUGUUAUU